AAUCGCGGUAAAAAUUUCCCAAAAUUGUAUCACUUGCUUUCCAGAUAGCGACAAUAACGUUUGUAAUAAUGUCGCUGAUAAGGGAGUUCGUUGUCGUUAUCCUCCUCGGGUCUUUCGCCGUCGCCUUUGGACGGCCCGAUGUUGGGAAGGCGCUCGGAAGAGCUCGGGUCGGUCUCCUUGGAGACAAAAUUCGUGGUCAUCAUUCAACUCCGGAGCUCCGUCGUCUGCCGGUUCACGUACGCGUAAGUAACCCCGAUGUCGAAGGAAUCCCGAUAAAUAGGGACAGUGACCGAUACGCUUACGAACCAAUCGACAACCUCUCCGCACCAAGGCAUGCAUCCCCACCAGCCGUGGGCGCCACCCCGUGUCAAACAGCGGAGCAAUGGGAGGGCAGAGCCAGCGAGUGGGAUCACAUCCAGGGCGUCAACAACCGUUUCAACAUCACCUUCGAUGGGAUUCAUCGACGAAAAAGGAUCAUGGAAGAUAAACACGCACAACUCCCUGGAAAGAGAAUCUACGAGUACAUCAUGCUUUACGAUGAAGGGAUACAGUACGUCAUCAACCACAACUACAACACAUGCACUGUGGAACAGCUAGGAACAUGGCGCAACUACACAAUUCCACCAAACUCUACUCUGGAGGACUACUACGAGAUAGGUGCUCCAGGAAGCGCCUUCAUGGUGCAAGAGUGGUCUGAUAGAAUCCCAGGAAGACAAAAGGAAAGUUGGAUCGGUACAUUCACUGAUGAUGGCUGCUGGCCUGUGACGGAGAUCUUCAUGGAGAAAGACGAACACCAGACCAUGAUCCAGUCGGUCAGUACCAAGUUCUUUGAUCUCCAUGCUGGGAUCUCGAGCAUGUCUGUAUUUACACCCCCAUCGUUCUGCAACACGACCAAUACCUCGACCACUCCAGAGCAACAGCCCACCGAAAUCCCACGAUCAGUCCGUCCGAGACCCAGGGCUCCUUCGACCAACAGACGAGUCCGCCCGCUUUCGACCGGAGGAUUCCCCAGCUUCCCACGUUCCCGAUCCGAGGUGCCCUCAGUCCUUCAGAACCAGCGUGGUCGAAUGGAUGGAGCUCAAAGUCUACUGGAGGCGGUUCUCUCCGGAGAUUACCGACAACUCCCCGAAGGCAUAGAUCGGAUGACCUAUGAUACCUUGUCCAAAGCGUACCGUGCCGCCAUGAAGAGUGGACGAGCAGCAUAGAAACCUUAUCACGGUCCCUCAUAAUAUUUCCCCUCGAUUCCCUAAUAAGUUCAUUGAUGCUGUGGAGGAGUCAUACCCAUUCAGUUUCAAAAUACGAAAGUGUGACCUAUCCACAAAUAUAGCAGCCUCCUGGAAGGACAUAAAUCCGGGAGGGACUCUGUUCUUCUUUUGUUUUUACUGGAGGUGCUGGCAAUAGGAUCUUUUUCUAGUUUUCUACUUCUAGUUUUACACGCUCUGUAGCAUUUGUAUCUUUUAUUUGUUUCAUCCUCUCCUUGGGUUUCCCCCUCUUUUUCUCAUUCUUUAUUAUAAUCUACGUUAAAUAAUUUGUGGUAUACACUUAUUUCACUAUUUCUUUUUUUUAAAGCUAUGUUUCUCACCGUCUGACCCUCUCUAUAUGUAUAAUAUAUGAGUCUAUAUCUCUCGUAUACCCCCCCCCCCAUCUCCCGUUUCCUCUCUAGCGAUGACUUAAGAAUAGAUGUAUGUAGUUCUAUUUCGAAUUCAUGUACCACACAUACCUAUAUGUAAAUGCUCUUUGUCAAUUAGAACAAACAUAUCUUAAUAAACCACUUUUGUAGCACCAUUUGCA
Molecule: messenger RNA, 1791 nt
Organism: Strongylocentrotus purpuratus (purple sea urchin)
Lineage: Eukaryota; Metazoa; Echinodermata; Echinoidea; Camarodonta; Strongylocentrotidae
Exons: 3
Coding region: 69-1205 (378 amino acids)
Biological process (GO): cell-matrix adhesion
Cellular component (GO): lysosome; extracellular region
Molecular function (GO): calcium ion binding
Source: RefSeq, a predicted model, not a curated record